This is a messenger RNA of Schistosoma intercalatum, 2850 nucleotides long. NCBI's taxonomy places the organism in Eukaryota, Metazoa, Platyhelminthes, Trematoda, Strigeidida, Schistosomatidae. The record is from the annotation of a GenBank genome assembly.
AUGAAUUAUGAAAAAAAUUUCAAUCAAGAUAUUGACAAUAAUAAUAAUAAUAAUAAUUUAGAAUUUCAACAAAUUCAUACAAAUAAAAAAAUUAGUCAAUUAAAAAAAUAUCAAAAAAAAUUUAAUAAUCAUUGUAAAUUAUGUUUAAAACAUAUAAAAUUACCUAUAUGGUUAUCUAAAUUAUUAUUAUGGAUUUAUACACAUUUAAGUAGUAUAUUUACAUAUGGAUUAUUUUUAUUAGCUAUAUAUGCAUGUAUUAUAUCAAUUAAACCAAGUAUUGCAUUACCACCACAAUGUCGAUUUAUUUCUAUCAUAAAAAGAAUAGAUCAAUUAACAAAUAAUUCUAUGAAUGAUAAUCAAUUCUCAGGGAAUAAAUUUGAAAAAGCAUUUGAAUGUCGUCAUGGUGAAGCAUUAAGUAUACUUAUUUUCUAUGGUUUUGGUUUUAUGUUUGGUGAGAUAAUGGAACUUCUACAUUUACCUGGACUAUUAGGUAUGUUACUUGGAGGAUUGUUUCUGAGAAAUAUUGGUGGACUUUUGAUUCCGGAACAGAUUUACCAUACAGGUCAAUUACCAAGUGGAAGUGUUCCUUAUGGAUACAAUACUACUUUAUUGAAUUCUACUUCUUACAAUGAGAAGGAAUAUCCUUUUAAUAUAACUGAUCCACGUACUCAGUUCGCUGCUCUUUUACUGGUAAAUCCAGUUUUAUCUGGAAUUUUACGACAACUUGCUUUGACUACAAUUCUAACUCGGGCUGGUUUGGGUCUUGAUCCUCAAGCAUUGAAACAAGUAUGUGGUAGUGUAUUUCGUCUUGCAUUCAUACCAUGCCUUACAGAAGCGACAUCUUUGAUGCUAUUUAGCCGUUUUUUGAUUGGAUGGCCUUGGUCAUGGGGAGCUAUAUUAGGAUUCGUUUGUGCAGCUGUAUCACCAGCUGUGAUAGUGCCAAAUAUGAUGCGCCUGGAAGUUACAGGGUGGGGUGUAGCUGAAGGUAUACCUACCCUUGUUGUUGCUGCUUCCAGUUUAGAUGAUGUUGUUGCGAUUACUGGAUUUGGUGUUGCCCUCGGUGUAGCUUUAUCCACAGAAAAAAGUUUAGUGAAUACAUUAUUUUGGGGACCACUUGAAGCAAUCAUAGGUGCUUCAUUUGGGGCAGCAGUGGGAAUAUUAUUACUUUUCUUUCCACCACCAAAACUCGAGCAUUCCCAUUUCAUUCGAGGUAUACUUCUGGUGUGCUUUGCAAUAACUGGGUUAAUCGGUUCGGUCGCAAUACAUUUACCAGGUGGAGGUGCAUUGUCAUGUUUAACUUUAGCUUUUAUCGUGGCAACUGGUUGGCGGAGCGGAUUUCCAUGGCGUUUAACACAGUCAGCAAGUGUACCAACGGAAUCAUCAUCAAAUAAUGCACAAAACCAACAUUAUGAAAAUUCAAAUUAUCAAACGAAACCAAAAACAGAUAAACCUAAUCUGUCUUCGUCAAGAGAUUCUGUCCUUACAAAUGAAGACUCUCAAGAAAACCUUAGGAUAGCCCCCUCGAAGCUUGAAUCCAUUGAUGAAAAAUAUAGGCAUUCUGAUGAUGAUAUUGACUCAGAAAAUAUGGCGAAGCAUCAGAAAGAUCUAAACAAUCCAAACAUACUUGAAUCGCUGGUAGAAUUUCAUCCCUACUAUUGCUCAAUUUUGCGUCAGCAGUAUGGCCAGCAUUCAUCGGGUGAACAUAGUAACCGCAGCAGCCUCCGUAAUCGCCUCCCAUCUGAUGGUGACAGGAAACGAGGAGAUCUUCCUUCUUUAGCCGUUGCAGUAGCAGCUACUGGUAAUGAGAAAAAAGUAGAGGGAUCUUUAGCCAAACAACCUCAACAAAAUAGUUACCAGCAACAGACUCAGCAAACAUCGACAAUCACUUUUCAAAAACCAAAAGCAUCUCGAAGAUUUAGUCUACCUGAACCUACUGCUCACUACGAACUGGAAUCAUUUUCCGUGUCUCAGCAGUUUCGCCGAGGAAGGAGUCCAUCUAGUGCAAAUGCUUUACGUCAUAUGAACAGGUCAAGGCGUAGAAUUCUUGCACCAUUUCCGGAUCAGUACUCACCAUUUUACAACAACCAACCGGUUGAAAAAGUUGAAGAAGUUGAAGAAAAUGAUGAAUGCUCAUCUAACGAAACAGAAAGACCAGAUGAUGAUCAUGAUGAUAACAAUUUUGAUAGUUCUAAUAAUCAAGAACAACCUCUCAGUGAUGUUGUUGUUCCAGCUACACCUGUUGAACGUGGAUUGGCUUGUUUGAAUUCAAUGAGAAGAACCAUGGCAGUCACAUGGUGGUUUGUUCAACCUAUUCUGUUUUCUUUAAUAGGAUCAGAAGUAGACAUACUACAUAUGCCUGGUGGUUCAACUGGACGUGGAAUCGGUGCAUUCUUACUUGCUCUAGUUGCUCGUUUAGUUGCAACAAUGGUAGCUGUUUUGCCGUCAAAGUUAAAUAUGCGUGAACGUUUGUUUAUAUCAUUUGCGUGGUUACCAAAAGCUACCGUACAAGCAGCUGUUGGACCAGUUGCACUGGAUACAGCUAGACAAUUGAAUUCAAAUGCAGAAAUAAUUGAUUGGGGGGAACAGGUUGUUACAUUGGCUGCAAUUUCAAUAUUAAUUACUGCUCCAAUAGGUGCUAUUUUAAUGCCACUUACUGCACCAUAUUUAUUACGUCAAGAUAUUCAAUCAUCACAAGUAUUAAUAGAACGUACUAAUCCUAAACAUUCACCUAAAUCAAAUUCUGCUCAAUCUACUGAUAUAAUCAAUAAAAAAAUACAUAAAUCUGAUCAAAACAUUCAUCAUAGUAAUAAAUCAUCUCAAUUAAAUACUGUACGUAAUACAAAAUUAUAA